AUGCCAGGGGUGUGGAAGCUGCUACGCAUCAUCAUCUAUAUGGUGGUUGGGAUGGAGUACGUCGUUGGUAGCGGCGAUAUCUGGCCGUUAGAGAGACCAGAGGGCAUGCCUGCCAUUCAAUCACUGGAAGUGAUGUGCGGCAAGGACCACAUGGACGUACAUUUGUCAUUCUCACAACCGUUCGAGGGUAUCGUGUCAUCCAAGGGACAACAUGCCGACCCAAGAUGCGUUUAUGUACCACCCUCCACUGGACAAACAUUCUUCUCAUUCCGAAUAGCAUAUGCAAGAUGCGGAACGAAGCCAGACAUGCACGGUCAGUUCUACGAGAAUACAGUAGUCGUGCAGUACGACAAGGACCUCCUGGAGGUUUGGGAUGAAGCCAAGAGGCUGAGAUGCGAAUGGUUCAAUGACUACGAGAAAACCGCCUCAAAACCCCCGAUGGUUAUAGCUGAUCUCGACGUAAUUCAGCUUGACUUCAGAGGCGACAACGUUGAUUGCUGGAUGGAAAUUCAACAUGGAAAAGGUCCCUGGGCUCCGCCAGUUUCUGGAAUUGUGCCUCUUGGCUCAACUCUCACUUUGGUUGUUGCGAUCAAUGAUUACAGAGGAGAGUUCGAUAUGCGCGUGAAAUCAUGUGUGGCAUCUGACGGAGGUGGACACACGAUACAGCUCAGCGAUGAGCUCGGUUGCGUGCUGAGGCCAAAGAUGAUUAGUCGAUUCUUGAAGGCGCGUGGCUCUGACGAUCGUGCGACUGUCAUCACUUACGCUUUCUUCCACGCCUUCAAGUUCCCGGACGCACUCAGUGUGCAUAUCAAGUGUAAGGUUGAAAUAUGCCGACACGGAUGCUCGGAUCACUGUCAACUGAACGGUGCUCCCGGUCAUUAUAUUCAAGACCGCAAAGAUCACCCAGCUCGACCGCUGUACACUCAGACAACUCAAACAACGACUGUUCACGAGGAAGACGCAUCACUUUACGACGAUAUUAUACAGAAUGGGGAUGAGAUGGCCUCGAUCGGUGGUCAAUUCCUCGGUGUUGAAAAGUCAGCACCUAAGGCACAAGCACAAAUGGCCAAUCGUAACUCCGAUAAUGGGGCUGUCAAUGAUAUGCAGAAGGAUAGUAGACCUGAGGAGCCUAAAAUUACACAUCCAUUCUUGGACCCCCCUCGAGUGACUUCCUACAGAGACGAGGACCAAUUUCCCCACGGACCGCGUAAUCUCGAAGGAAGUGACACAACAAUAGACCCCCUGAAAUCAAGUGGCAGUUCGCGAAAGCGUCGUUCUGUUAAAAUAUCAGAUCGCAAAGCACGUUCAGCGGACGUUGGCGUCAGUGGUAUCUACGAGGUCAUAUCCGAGGCAGACUUGGCAUUCAGUCCCGACACCCAUGCAGAAGCGGUCACUGUGUUUCAGGGUAGAAUACGAGAAGAAGUUGUGUAUGGUAUUUGCCUGCCAAUGCCAGGUUUCAGUGCUUUAUUCAUCAUAGUUGCUCUAUCGGCAGUUAUAUCUGCCCUAGUUGCUGGUGCUAUGUUACAUAGACUUCAGGUGCAACGUGAAGCGGCUGACAAUCAGAAGAAUCAGGUCGCUGUUGCCAAUCGCGGAUGGUUGCCAUACGGACUUCUGCGAGUCAGAUGUACGCAGCGCGAGCAGAGGGUUCAGAAGACACAAGUCAGUCCGGGAAAUUCAAUCGAACGCGGCUGAAGAUAUUGGCGAUGAUGAUCAACAGUGGCGCAAGGAUGUCCUGGAUCAUUUCUUCACCUUCUAAUUUCAGUAUCUUGUACUUCAAUCGUCUAUUCCUUGGGCACCUCCUUCGGCCGGAACCUCUUUAUUGUGUGUUCUAUCCAAAUUACACCCGGCAAUCCACAAAGACAAUGUGCAAUAUAGUGUACAAAGUAUUCUAAGUGUUUUCUAAUGAGAUUUUCAUAAGAGGUUACACUACGGGGGCCCAAAUGUUCACAUUAAGCAUCAUCUCCUAUGCCUCGAGAUUCUCUUACCUUUUAUUGUAGUUAAGGAAUGGUUUUCGGAAGAGGAAUUUUCAUGAUAAACAUUCGCAUCGUCUGUUUGAACAUUGAUCCUUCCCUUAUUCUGUGCAUUACAUCUUCAUAUUAUAUUUACGAUUUUUUGGGACUCGAGUCUCAAGUGCGGUGCUUCGAACUCCCAUUCAGUUAUUCCAAUGAAAUCAUUAUACCAUAUUUUUUGUUACUAUUUCACUUGG
Molecule: messenger RNA, 2206 nt
Organism: Diachasma alloeum
Lineage: Eukaryota; Metazoa; Arthropoda; Insecta; Hymenoptera; Braconidae
Gene: m
Exons: 7
Coding region: 1-1692 (563 amino acids)
Source: RefSeq, a predicted model, not a curated record